Trematomus bernacchii (emerald rockcod) is the source of this 1351-nucleotide messenger RNA. Its product is annotated as GTPase IMAP family member GIMD1-like. Bases 85 to 783 code for a protein of 232 amino acids. Lineage: Eukaryota; Metazoa; Chordata; Actinopteri; Perciformes; Nototheniidae. The record is from RefSeq and is a predicted model, not a curated record. The transcript is spliced from 4 exons. Gene Ontology annotation, molecular function: GTP binding.
ACACACACACACACACACACGCACUACAAUAUCGAUCAGUCCAGGAAAUGUGAGUACUUUUCCUCUCUUGGUAAGGUAACACAGAUGUCUCUCGUCACGGAACACCAUCGUCACGGCAACAACCCCUUCGGAAUCCUCGGCAAAUGGGGUCGCCACGACGACGGCGAGCAGAACGUGCUUGCCCUGAACAUUCUGUUGCUAGGCGGAAGGCAGAGUGGGAGGAGCUCUGUGGGCAAUGCUCUGAUUGGUGGUGAAGAAUUCAAAACCGGCACCUGUAUUUCUGGCGUUUCCAUGACGACGGAGCACCAGCUGCUACGCCGGAAUUUCCCACGGUAUUUCAGGAGAAAGGGGGCGGAGUCUGACCUCACGUUGAGAGUGUUGGACAUGCCCCCUUCGUUUCCCCGCCCUAAGAGCGUGCACGAGCUCUGCCCCGAGGGCGUGCACGUACUUGUGCUCGUCGUGAGAGCUGACAUGCAUGACAACACACACCUGGAGGAGCAUGUGGAGACUCUUUUCGGUCCAGAAUGGCGUCGUCACGCUUUGCUCGUUAUCACACACGCCGAUCACCUGAAGGAGGCGGGGCUUCAGCCGUCAGACUACCUAACGCAGACCACCGAUUGGCUGAGAGCUCUGGCUGCAAAGGUGGAAGGCGGAGUCUCGUUUGUGGAGAACAGCUGUGAUUGGCCGUCAGUCAGAGGACGACCGAUAAGAGACCGACUGCUAAACCUCUCAGCGAGGAACCAUCACUCAGCGCUGACCGUCCGGACGGAGGUCUCACUUUAAACUACAAACUAAUGUUUUUUUGCUUUUAAAAUGAUCUUGUUCCCGUCUAUUUGUCAAGUUAUGUGACUGUUGUGAACUUUGUUUGUAGAUUUACGCUAGUUGUGUACUCCUUGGUAUUGUUUCAUGCUCCUGUUUCUAUACAAGUACUGUUCAUUUGUUAAGAUUUGGUUGUCACAGAUCUUGUAUAGUCAAAAUUCAAUGGAAAACCCCAUUUUGGUGACAUCAGAAUUUCGUAAGACUGCGGCAUAUCAGGACCAUUUUCUACAUACAAUUACAAAAUACAUUUGUUUGUUUUUGGUUUUCUGGCGGUGAGUUUAGCACCUAAUCUUAACAACAAACUGGGAACCGAAAAAAGUCGUCAUGGCUUAUUCUCUUCUGGCCUUCCUUUCUUCUGGUAAAUAAAACACCCAAGGAAACAGAUGACUAGUUCAAAGUGUUUUAAUGAAUACACCUUUAUACAACUUUUGUGAGCUAACAGCACUAGCUACUUACUAGCUAAGUGGCUGUCAGCAGCAGAUUUUUAUUGUUUAAUUCUUGGCUUUUCACAAUAAAAGAACUCUGGUUCACA